Molecule: messenger RNA, 1696 nt
Organism: Lymnaea stagnalis (great pond snail)
Lineage: Eukaryota; Metazoa; Mollusca; Gastropoda; Lymnaeidae
Source: the annotation of a GenBank genome assembly
AGAUACCCAGGAAACACCCUGCGGUGAAAACACACAGUGCAUUCUUGGAGUUCGUGGCCCUGAGUGUCAAUGUCUAGAUGGCUUGUUUGGUAACCCAGAAGUGCCACAAGGAUGUAAACAAGGUAUGGAAUCAUUAAAUGGAAUAUUCCAAUGUUUUGUUUUUUUCAUUAUUUUAACAGCAUAGUACAUUAAAUUGAAGACGAAGUGCAAUUUGUGAUAUGAUAAUCCAUGUUUUUAAAUGUGUACUGAGGAAUGGGUGACCUAUGCAUUGAUCACUUCCCAGCAGUGGAAGAUGAGGGGUAGAGGUGAAGUGUACAAAAAGACAAUAAUUUUUUUAAACAUUUUUGUAAGGAAUAAAUGAUACUUAUGUAUUUUCUUAAAUUUUUAUUUGGUCCUAAUAUUAUUUAGUGUUUAAAUUUAGAAACAUAUUUAUUUAAAGAUUAUUUAUGCACUAACUUUUGUCAUUUCCAUCAAAUAAAAAAAAACUAAGUGUGCCGGUAGGCUUCUAUAUUUCCAUCAAUAACUUAUGAGUACAUUUUAGGUGAAGUGUCCCCAGAUGGCAGCAAGACUUGCUACAUAUUUGUCACAUCUGAUGGACAGAAUGAGACAAGAUGUGACUGUAAUUUAGGGUUUGUUUCCAACUGCGAUGAUUGUGAAGGUAAUUUUGUUAGGUAGUGAAUUACCUAUUGUUACACACUGCCUUCUAUAGGGAGAAAUUAAUCUCCUAUUUUAAAUUUAUAGCUCGUACUAAACAGUGCAUAACAAAGGACGAUACCAUAUGAGAAAUACAAUAGCGAAAAUACGACACUCAAAGCAGUUAAAUAAACAAUAAUUAAGAUUUAUUUAAAUAUUAAUGUAAUUACAAAACAAAAGAAAUAUAAUUACAAUCAUUAACUUACAUAGUAUGGGAUGUCUUGUACCAGUACACAGUUAGUACAAUUUGCCACAAAAAUAAGGUACAAUGAUUAAUGCAAUGCAAAUAAACAGAUAUGAGUACACACAGAAUAAUACACUUGUCUAGUGAAGUGAAAAAUUUAUCUCUCAAUCUCCGUUCCUUAAUGUUCUCUGAACCCCUUAUAUAUGCAGAGUUAGACGCAUUCCAGAAACGCCUUACACAUUGUUUACCUUUCUAGUCCACUCCCAAACUUUCCACAAAAUACUAUGAGAACAGAUUAAUUAUGUAUGAUUGGUAGCGGUAGCAAACAUUCCAAGAUGAAAAGAAAUAAGCCACGCCUAAUAUGAACGCAGCAUCUGCUAGAUUGGGUCAUACAGAGUUCACGGCACGGGGAAAGGUGAUGAAAACAUGUCGUCUACAUAGCACUAUCCUGUAAUAUUUCUAUGAUAGUUGUGGCAGUACUUUUUUUUAACAAAAAAUUGCGCGCGAGAUUAAAUUAUUUUUUAAAAAAAAUUCUUAAAAGAUAUGAGGAAUAAAAGAAUAUUUAAAAUCUAGCACUUGAUAAUUUGUGAUAUUGAGGAAAGUCACUGAGCGAUUUCAAAAUUCUGAACAAUAAAUGUCUAAUAAUUAUUAGGCUAGUGAAUGAAUAAAUUAAAAAAAACAACACAAUUUUUAUCAAAUCAAAAAGUCAUUUUUUAACACUUUUAGAUAUUGAUGAGUGUAAGGAGGGUCUCCAUGAGUGUGACUUGUCCUUGCAAAAAUGCAUCAAUGUUCCUGGUGGAUACCAGUGUGGAUGUGGAG